Molecule: messenger RNA, 612 nt
Organism: Uloborus diversus
Lineage: Eukaryota; Metazoa; Arthropoda; Arachnida; Araneae; Uloboridae
Gene: Dsk
Product: drosulfakinins-like
Exons: 2
Coding region: 93-452 (119 amino acids)
Source: RefSeq, a predicted model, not a curated record
ACUUGCGAGUUUUCCUUUCAAUUAGAGGCUACAGACAAGACAUUCCACGCUACUAAAACUGCUUCUAACAUCUUUAAGAAAUUUGCUCUAUCAUGAACUGCCUGUGGACAGCAAUCUUCGUCCUGAUGACCUUCCAGCUAACAACAGCAGGACCUCCAGGACCUCUACAGCGUUUAGCUCGUCUCGUUAUGCCCUAUGUUGGAGGGCCUGGAGGACGACAUUCCCUGGCACUUGCCAGAUCUCUCGACACAUCAUCACUGGCUCGUCGACACGGGGGUGAAGCAGAAGUCCCAGAUGUAGGACUCACUGACUUCGAUGACGAGGAGUCAGAAAACGUCAUUGGCAAACGACAAUUUGAUGACUACGGCCACAUGAGGUUUGGAAGAAGCACAAAGCCAGAAGCUCGCGAGAAGAAAUUCGAUGACUACGGGCACAUGAGGUACGGAAAAUGAACAAGAAUUUAAGAGCUAUUGCUAUUUUUUCCUUGUUUUAAAGACUUUUGGAGAUCGAUUCAACGUUGGAUAUCCGUGUCUGUAUCUUGGUUCAUCUGUUGUAGGCGAAUGUGUAAUUGCAUUGUAUUUGAAUCAUUAAUAAAUAAUUUUUGAUUUUUAA